Syngnathus acus (greater pipefish) is the source of this 604-nucleotide messenger RNA. It is a transcript of the gene pam16, whose product is annotated as presequence translocase associated motor 16. Gene Ontology annotation, biological process: protein import into mitochondrial matrix. Gene Ontology annotation, cellular component: TIM23 mitochondrial import inner membrane translocase complex. Lineage: Eukaryota; Metazoa; Chordata; Actinopteri; Syngnathiformes; Syngnathidae. Bases 137 to 517 code for a protein of 126 amino acids. The record is from RefSeq and is a predicted model, not a curated record. The transcript has 5 exons.
CCUGGCCUUUAGAUGUCGACAUGCUAAAAGACGACCAGCCAAUGAUGAACUUUGACACUUCAGCAUAACCUUUGAUGCUUUUCCUGCAUGUGAAAACGGGACCGCCGUCCUGCAAAAGACAAAUUCCCACCACGAAAUGGCCAAGUAUUUAGCACAAGUCAUCGUGAUGGGGGUUCAGGUGGUCGGCCGUGCUUUCGCUCGAGCUCUACAGCAAGAAUAUGCAGCGAGUCAAGCGGCAGCACGAGCACGAAGCAGUGCUGGUCAGCAUUCUGCCGCCGCCACCGGCAUCUCCGGGAUGAGUUUACAAGAAGCUCAGCAGAUCCUCAACGUCUCCAAGCUCGAGCCAGAAGAAAUCCAGAAGAACUACGAGCAUCUCUUCAAAGUCAAUGACAAGUCUAUGGGCGGUUCAUUUUACCUACAAUCAAAAGUGGUGCGGGCUAAAGAGCGUCUGGACGAGGAACUAAAUAUCAAAGCGCAACAACAAAAGCAUCAAUCGCAGCACAGCAUGGAAACUUGAAGUACAAAAGAGCAACCAUGCCCCCCCCCCCCCCCCCCCCCGUUUCCUCUGUAAAUUAUACACCAGUAAAUGUCAGCCUUUCUCUAC